AUGUUGCGCCAAAUUGGCGUCAUCAUCCCAUUUUUGGGAUUGGUCGUUUCGCAAUCCGUUUUCAACAAAUCGAUGCGAUUCGAACUCAUGCAAUCGUUUACUUGCACGCCUGUAAAUGGAGAUUGGCUAGUGGAGGCAUUUUUGGCAGCUUCGACCGGCGAACACGUCGAUUAUCGCAUCAGCGAUUUGUAUUACUACAAGAGCUCCACUGAAUCAACGAAAUCCGUCUACAUCAGAUCAUAUUAUAAAGGCUAUGAGCUUUUCGAGGAUUGGCCGGACGUGCUUCACUCGAUCCACCUCAUCUUCCGAACCGAUUGCACCCACAAUCCGGAUCCUAUUCAGAUCCGUCUGCCGCUUGUGAAUAAAGGUGUCUCCAACGGAUUCAUUUUCCUCGAAAGUCCGGCCUAUGUGAAACUUUCGCGUGUGUAUGACAAUAAAAUCAAAACGUCGUCGCAUUUUGAAUAUUUGUCGUUUCGACGAGCGACUACGAUGCCAGUGGACGUGUGGGAUAUUAUUUCAGUUCCGAGAUGA
Molecule: messenger RNA, 531 nt
Organism: Caenorhabditis bovis
Lineage: Eukaryota; Metazoa; Nematoda; Chromadorea; Rhabditida; Rhabditidae
Source: the annotation of a GenBank genome assembly